UAACCGCUCCACCUUUUCUCAUUUCUCUCCUCUUCUUGAAAUCUUCCUCUCAAAAUUUCAAACCCCUAAACCGAAAAAGGUAAUCAAUCGGCAAAAACCCAAAUCUUUUUUUCUCAUACCCAAUUAAUUUUUUAGUUCCCAAUUCAUUCUCCAUACAUAUAAAUUCGCUUCCCCGUUCGUUUUCUUGAAAAGAAAAAUCAAAUGGGGGUUGUGGGAGAAGAGUCAGAUGCGAAAUCCCAGUUAGUGGCAGACAUCUGCUCCAUUUCUGCUUGCGCCGUUUCCUGCGCCCGGAGGCAUCGCCGCCAUUCUACUGCUAAAAUAUCAUCGCCUUUCAUCGACUGGUAUCUUCUUCUUCGGGUUGAAGAAGAUGCAGGGAUGAAUAUAAUUCGGAAGCAAUACCAUAAGCUUGCUUUGCAACUUCAUCCUGACAAGAACAAGCAUCCCAAGGCUGAGUUUGCUUUCAAGCUUGCCUCAGAGGCAUAUGCAUGUCUCUCUGACCACGCAAAGAGAAGAGCCUUCAACCUUGAGAGAUGGAAAAGUUAUUGCACAGAGUGCAACGGAUCGAUCCCCCGUGCGACUCGCAACCCUUCGAGCAAGACAAAUGCAACAAAACACAACCAAUUAAACAUCACAGACCGCUCAAGAUCGAAGAAAAUUUUGCAGGGUUUGAAAGAGAUCAGAGAGAGAUUUAAGGAAGAGGCAAGGGUGAUGGAGAGCUUUUUCAAAGCUAAUUAUGCGUCAUCAAGAAAAGAAUCCCCGCUGUUCAAUCCAUCAGAUUGUACAAAGCAAGGCUACCCUCACUGCAGGAAAUGGAAAGAAUGCAAUGAAACCCCAGUUUUUAAUCCCUCCGACUAUCUGUUUCAGAGCUACCAUCAUUGCCGAUCACAGAAAUAUAGAACUCAGAAUGAGCUGUGGUUUCUGCAAACGAGAAAUACACUGAAUUACAAGCAUGGAAGAGGGAAAUGCGAGUACCCAAUUUUUGAGAUGGGAUCAGAAGCUGGACCAUUUAGAAGCAAAUCUGUUUGUCUCAAUUCAUGAAUUUAAAGCACAUAGCUGUUUUAUGCCAUGAACCAAGUGUAAUGUCAUUGGCAUGUCAUUUUUUGGGAU
Messenger RNA from Malania oleifera, 1107 nucleotides. RefSeq lists its product as uncharacterized. The coding region runs from base 202 to 1038 and encodes 278 amino acids. The record is from RefSeq and is a predicted model, not a curated record. NCBI's taxonomy places the organism in Eukaryota, Viridiplantae, Streptophyta, Magnoliopsida, Santalales, Ximeniaceae. The transcript has 4 exons.